GUCCUCUGUGCUACAGCGACCAAUAGGACGAAGGCAGUGAAUUUAAAAACGAGCCGCGGUGGCUGAGAAACAAAAUUUGUACCAAAACAACUGAGAGCAACGGGACGAGCCAAACGAGCAGCGAUUAGUACACACUGACUGAGAUACAAUGGCCAACAUAAUCUUCGCAGAGCGAGAAAAUGCAUGUCUUCAUCCACCUGCUUUGAAGAUGAGACAGCGGCUUCAGUCUGCUCCAGAGAAACUCUUGAAAUCUCCUAUGAUAGCCAAAACCUUUAAUACUCCCCUGCCAUCUAGUCGCAAGGCAUUUGGUGCCAUCAACAAAAAAAUCUCAACCCCUGCUGUCACCACACAAGAGAAGAAACUUGUAAAGCAGGAAACAAAAGUCAAACAUGCUCCUCAGACCAAAGUGGAGGAAUGUCCAGAAAUUGAGAAGUUCAUCCCUUAUGACCCACUAGAGUUUGAGAAGUACAGCAUACCUGAAGAUUUGAUUCUCCUCAGUGGCUUUGCUUUGCCUGGACUGGCCUGUUUCUCGCCACCUCCACAUAUGUGUGAGGUGGAUCUGGAACAGUUUGAUCCACUCCCAAACCUGUCACCUGUAAAGAUGUCAAAACAUUCAGAUUGUUGCUCGGAGCUGGAUGCCUUUCUUCAAACCCUUGAUGAGCUGACCAUUGAACUUCCUCCAGAAUCUGUUACUGAUUGAAAUGUUAAUGCAUGGUUUUUUGUCAACUGUUUGUUUUUUAACUGAAAUAAAGUUGUGGUGUUUUUUUAA
Molecule: messenger RNA, 769 nt
Organism: Micropterus dolomieu (smallmouth bass)
Lineage: Eukaryota; Metazoa; Chordata; Actinopteri; Centrarchiformes; Centrarchidae
Gene: pttg1
Product: PTTG1 regulator of sister chromatid separation, securin
Exons: 6
Coding region: 149-700 (183 amino acids)
Biological process (GO): chromosome organization
Cellular component (GO): nucleus; cytoplasm
Source: RefSeq, a predicted model, not a curated record